GUCUCUGAUUGGGAACCAUAUUUAGUCAGGUGGUUUUCCCACAGUGUUUGUGGGAUCUUGUUCCUGUGUAGGUUUGUGUUUUGCACCUUUGGACGUCACGUAUCGAUUUUGUUCGUGUAAUCAUUAAAUAAAAAAAGCAUGUUCGCAAAUAACGCUGCGCAUUGGUCCUCUGUUCCCGACGAUCGUGACAGACUAUUGACAAACCAUUAUUUAUUAAUGUCCAAUGUCCACGCUCAACAUACACCCAAUAAGUCCUUUACUAUGGUCACAUGUGCCCUGACCUCAUCCUUUAUAAACAGUGCCUCAGAGCUAACCAACUCCACAGACGCUUGCAGGUCCAGAUGAAGACAAUGACGAAGAUGACGUUGCUUCCUCUCCAGCUGAUUGUGAUCGUCUGUCUGUCUUAUGGACAGACAGAUGAUUCUGCCAAUAAGCAAUCCAUCAACAGCGGUGACCCUUCCUCUACCCUUUUCUCUGACCUGUCUGCCGAGGUGGCGAAACUGAGGAGGGAGGUUGAGGACCUGAGAAAGUCACACAACUGUAAGUCUCUUCAGAUUUGUAUAUAUUUUACAAAUAUCCGCUAACUUUAGCCGCUCACACUUUAUUUGGAUAGUCCGGAUUUUUCAUCUGUAGAUGCUCUACAGAUGGUCAUACUAUCAACAAAUCUGUUGAUAAGCAACUGCUUGCUAAGGAUACGGUUAGGGUUAGGGUUAGCAGAUAGUUACUGAUAGUCUGUAGAUAGUUCUGUAAAUCAUGGACUAUCCAAAUAAAGUGUUAUCCUUUUGCCACUGUUAGUUCCAAAUUAAUGCGAGUGAUAGGGGCAAUUUUUAAAAUGUCAAAUCAACUGAAAUCAACUCCAUUAUUUGUUUUGUUAUACUCAGCUGUAGGCGUAGCCUUUUCAGCUGCACUGAGACCUCCUAUCGUGGACACGGAGGGCUACGGCCAAACCGGGCCCUUCCAGGCAGACACCAACCUGGUCCACACUCACGUCAUCACCAACGUCGGUAACGCCUACAGCCCCAGGACAGGUCAGCCUUACAUACUGUAUGCCUCAUUGAAAUAUUAUUGCGAUUUACAUAGACAAAUCUCACUGUAUCCAAAUCUUAACAUAUAAUUCUUUCUUUGUCUGGCUGAAACAGUCCCAGGUAACAUAUUGGCUUUAUAAGCACUACAUAUAAAUGGGUCACAAAUCAUCUAUAACCGUAUUUCAUGCUCUAUAAAGGAUUAAUAAAUGUGAACAAAUAAAUUGAUGGUUAUGUAACAGAGUUAUGCCACAUUAUGAAUCUUUAUAGAGCAUGAUAUAUGGUUAUAGAUUUGUGAGGCAUCUAUGUAGUGCUUAUGAAGCCUAUAUGAAGGCUUUAUGAAGCCUUCAUAAGAUACACUUCAAAUAAAGCGGGACCACUUUAGGGUAGGCUAACUUGUCGUUAUAAAUUGUUAUAAAUGCUUUAUAAAUGAGACAUUUGUAUGAAUGGUAAUGCUCAUACAUGCUUAUUAAUGUUUACAAAUAAUGAAGUUAUUGUAAUGAUGAACUGUGUUACCUACUUGUUAAUAGUUUAAAUAAAAAACUAGUUGAAUAAUGCUUAUUAAUUACAAUGGUACUCAAGUGGCAUGCAGUAGGUUUUGAUGCCAUUUCCGAGUGGUGAAAAAGAAUAAUAGCCAGUGUAUUUCCUCUGAUACAGGUGUUCACUAUUCUCUUAGAAAAAAAGGUGCUUUGGCUGUCCCCCUUUCCACGGAGGGUUCUACAUGGAACCCAAAAGGGUUAUUUUAUGGGGGCAGCCGAAGAACCCUUUUGGAACCCUUUUUUCUAAGAGUGCACUUGUUUUUCCUUGUCCACCCAUACAGGAGCAUUCACAGCCCCAGUAAAUGGAGUCUACUACUUCACCUUCACAUCCUAUACCUGGAAAAAUGAGGCCAACAUCGGGGUGGCCCUUUACAAGAACAAUGAGCAGGUGGCGCUGGUCUAUGAGUUUCAGGACAAGGGAGACAAUGAAGACUUUGCGUCCAACGGAGCCACUCUGCAGCUGGCUGUAGGAGACGAGGUUUACAUGGUCCUACCUUCUGGUUUCCAGGUGACCGGUAAUGCUUUCAAAAACCUCAGCACCUUCAGUGGCUUUCUGAUCUUCCACGUGUAA
Coregonus sp. 'balchen' is the source of this 2132-nucleotide messenger RNA. The record is from the annotation of a GenBank genome assembly. Lineage: Eukaryota; Metazoa; Chordata; Actinopteri; Salmoniformes; Salmonidae.